AGUAUUAACAUAAAAAAUCAUAUGGAUUUCAUAGGAAUCGCAAAGGUUCUUCAAGAAACCCCAAUUUCUCCAAAGCUAGGGGUUUUCUACUACAAGAUUACAAAGGCUUGGACUUAGCUCCAAUAUGUUAAGCGGAGAGCUACCAAGAAGCAUAUCUGAAUGCGCACAACUUCAAGUCCUAUUGUUGUUUCAAAAUAACAUUGUUGGAACAAUUCCAAGAGAAGUAGGUAACUUACUGCUGCUGCAAUAUUUGGAUCUUGGACAAAACAGGUUAGAAGGCACAAUUCCAGAUGAGAUUGGUCAUCUUCAUAACUUGAAGGAAUUGAGGAUGGAACAAAACGCAUUAACGGGGUCAAUCCCUUUAAUCAUAUUCAACAUUUCAUCACUUGAAGUUUUAUCAAUGUGGAACAACCAGCUUGAAGGACCUCUACCAAAAAAAGUUGGAAAUUUGACUAUGCUUAACAUACUUGAUCUUGCAAAUAAUACCUUGACAGGUGUAAUUCCAGAUGAAGUUGGUAAUCUUCAAGAGUUGGUUGGCCUUACAUUGUAUCUCAAUAACUUUAGUGGAUCUAUCCCUAUUGGUAUCUCCAAUAUCUCAACCCUUAGAGCUAUUUCCCUCACAAAUAACCACAUUUCAGGUAAACUUCCUUCCACUAUAGGCAAAGGGUUACCUAAUGUUGAAGGAAUUUAUCUAUUUGAAAACAACAUUAAUGGUGUUUUACCUUGUUCCAUCUCAAAUUUGUCCAAGCUUGCUGUUCUCGAACUCGGUGGAAAUGUUCAAUUCCUGAGUCUUUAGGAAAUUUAAGACAACUUGCAAGUCUCAACUUGUAUGGUAACUCCUUCAAAAGUGACUUGAGCUUUAUACGCCUUUGGCCAAUUCAAAACACUUGUAUAGAUUGAUAUUGUCUUUCAAUCCCCUAAAUUCAAUGCUUCCGAAAUCCAUUGGCAAUCUUUCUUCUCUUCAAAUGUUUGAGGCAAUAGGUUGUAACCUCAUGGGCCAUCUUCCAAAUGAAAUUGGAAAAUUGAGAAACUUAUCUUCUUUGUUCCUGGAAGAUAAUGACUUGACUGGCGUUGUGCCAACGGCAAUAACUUCUUUGAAAAAACUUCAACGGCUUUCACUUGGUGCAAACAGAUUGAUUGGUUCUUUCCCAAAUGGUUUGUGUGAGCUAUCCAACUUGGGUUUGCUAAAUCUUUCACAAAAUCAAAUGUGGGGAAGUAUUCCGAGUUGCUUAGGGGAUGUGACUUCUCUAAGGGAGAUUUAUCUUGAUUCCAAUAACUUCACUUCUAACAUACCUUCAAGUCUAUGGAACCUCAAAGAUACUUUGAAGCUGAACUUGUCUUCUAAUUUCUUCAAUGGGUCUCUACCACUAGAAAUUGGAAAUCUCAAGGAUGCAAUACUUUUGGAUCUUUUCUGGAACCAAAUCUCAGGCAACAUUCCUAGUACAGUGGGAGGUCUACAAAAAUUGAUUCAAUUAUCAUUGGCUCAUAACAGAAUUGAAGGAUCUCUUCCUGCCACUAUUGGGAAACUCGUAACUUUGGAAGCAUUGGAUCUUUCAUAUAACAAUAUGUCUGGUGUGAUCCCAAAGUCAUUAGAGGCACUUAAGCAACUAGGCUCCUUUAAUGUCUCAUUCAACAGGUUACACGGGUAAAUUCCAAAUGGAGGACCGUUUGUUGAUCUCCCUUACCGGUCUUUCAUGUCGAAUGAAGGAUUGUGUGGUAACCGUCAAAAGCAUGUCCCAGCUUGUCCUUCUAAUUUAAAGAAAAGAAGACUGAUAUGGAUUGUAGUUGCCUCGUCAGUUAUCUCUGUAAUAGCGCUUGCUUCAGCAAUAGUUUUCAUGUUGAUGAGACGUCGGGGUAAAACAGUCAAUGCUGAAGAUGAGUGGUUGCCCGAAGUAGCACCACAAAGAAUUUCUUACUACGAACUUCAAAGAGCAACUCAGGGCUUUGAUGGAAAUACCUUGCUAGGUAGUGGAAGUUUUGGUUCUGUUUAUAAAGGGACAUUGGCAGAUGGAAUGAUAGUAGUUGUUAAAGUUUUCAAUGUGCAGAUGGAAGGUACAUUUCAAACAUUUGAUAGAGAAUGUGAAAUCUUGCGUAAUCUUCGUCACAGAAAUCUCACUAAGAUCAUUAGCAGCUGUUGUAACUUGGAUUUUAAAGCAUUGAUACUUGAGUACAUGCCAAAUGAGAGUUUAGACAAAUUGCUAUAUUCUCGAGAUUAUUGUUUAAAUAUAAUGCAAAGAUUGAAUAUCAUGGUCGAUGUUGCAUCUGCUCUGGAAUAUCUCCAUCAUGGUUAUUCAGUACCGGUUAUUCACUGUGAUUUGAAGCCUAGCAAUGUCUUACUUGACAACGACAUGGUUGGACACCUGAGUGACUUUGGCAUUGCGAAACUUUUAACUAAGGAAGAAUCUAUUGCUCACACUACAACCUUUGCAACAAUUGGUUACAUUGCUCCAGAGUAUGGUUUGGAAGGCCUUGUAUCCAAGACGUCUGAUGUUUAUAGUUAUGAUAUCAUGCUGCUGGAAGUUUUUACCAAGAAGAAACCUAAUGAUGAAAUGUUCACUGGAGAUUUGAAUUUGAGAAGCUGCGUGCAUAAUUCGCUUCCUGAUGAGUUGCAUCAAAUCAUAGAUACUGACUUACUAACAUUGGAUGAACAAAACUUAAGUCAAAAGCUACAAUGUCUGACAUCUAUCAUGGAGUUAGCCAUGAAUUGCACAGCUAAUAUUCCAGGUGAAAGGAUGAACAUGACUGAUGUUGUAGCAGCAUUGAAAAAGAUCAAACAGCAGCUUUCUUCCUAUUAUUGAACGACUAAACGACGUAACAUCAGUGUCAUUGCAGGAGAUUGUGUGACUAUUUGAAGUUAGAAGGAUGGAAGCUACAAUUUUGUAGAGUACUCUACAAACAUCACAGCCAUGUUUGUAGAGUGUUCAUGUGGCCAGCAUUGUGUCCAAAAAUAUUAGUAGCAUUACAUUCCAUAGUUUUUCUACCAAAUGUAGUUCCUAAGAUGUCUGCCCAUAAUGCAUAAUUAGAAAACACCGGAGGAACUGUC
Nicotiana tabacum (common tobacco) is the source of this 3043-nucleotide messenger RNA. Lineage: Eukaryota; Viridiplantae; Streptophyta; Magnoliopsida; Solanales; Solanaceae. The record is from RefSeq and is a predicted model, not a curated record.